AUGGCAAACUAUCUCAGAAUCUACUCAAAACUGAACUACAAUGUCAACACCACCAUGUCUCCUCUGAACGUUACCCUCGACAUGAUCAACGCCACACCCAAGCCGUUUAGCGUUUUCGAUGGGUGUGAGGACUUGGUGGAGGCCGUUCUUUUUGACUUAAUCGUGCAGUGCGUAAACGUUUUUCUGGGAAUCCCGGCUAACCUUCUAGUCUUGGUGAUUCUAAUCCGCAACCGGAAAGAACCGUCAACCUCCGACAUUUUCCUCGGUUGCCUGGCAGUCAUGGACGCCUACUUUGGUAUCAUGGUACCCAUCAGCUUCUUGAACCUAUACUACUGGCAGAGUGUGGAAGGCUGGAGAGCCAUAAAGUUUACCUACGGCGUUAAGGACACCAGCGGGCCGCUCUUCCUGUCCUGUAUCUGUCUGGAUCGUUUCAUGGCUGUGCUCUGUCCCAUUACUUUUGGCCGGUUGAAGGACAGGAAAUACAGAAUAGGCCUUUCUAUUCUAGUACUCAUUCUGACAUUCUCCUAUGCCGCAGCCAAAACCAUUGGUGGCAUCCCCAACUUUGAGAAGAUUUUCACCAGCGAGAUCCUGGCGGCCUUCGCCUGGAUGAUGAUAUGUAAUGUCGCCAUUCUGUGGGCUCUGAAACGCUCGACCGGAGUCGGGAAGGACGAAAUGCACCCCAUGAAAAAGAAGGCGUUUAAGAUGGUGUUGUCCAUUCUGAUCAUUAUUAUAGCCAAUUACCUGCCACCUGUAGCUCUCUUCCCUUUUGAGGACCACUACGAUCCUCAUGUGUUCACCUGCUACGUGCAACCUGUGGGAUUUGCCUUCGUGAACAUCAGCAGCAGCACUCAGCCACUCAUCUACCUGUCCCGUCUGGAGAAGGUGCCCUUCCUGCCCGAGAGCUGUGUGAGAAAACUCUUCUGCAAAGACAAGAACGAGGCCUCCCCUGCUUAA
This is a messenger RNA of Chanos chanos (milkfish), 954 nucleotides long. RefSeq names its product G-protein coupled receptor 183-like. Lineage: Eukaryota; Metazoa; Chordata; Actinopteri; Gonorynchiformes; Chanidae. The transcript has a single exon. Gene Ontology annotation, biological process: phospholipase C-activating G protein-coupled receptor signaling pathway; positive regulation of Rho protein signal transduction. Bases 1 to 954 code for a protein of 317 amino acids. The record is from RefSeq and is a predicted model, not a curated record. Gene Ontology annotation, molecular function: G protein-coupled receptor activity. Gene Ontology annotation, cellular component: plasma membrane.